AUACUGUGUUAUUUCCGUUGGAGAAUAUGGCGACGCGGGUACAGUGCACAGGUUGUGCAUAACUAAAUCCAUUUAUUGUAUGGCCAAAUUGAAUCAAUGAGAGAUUUCAGCUGUUGAGAAGUUGGCACCUUAAUGUGACAACCAUGAGUAAGGAAUUUAACCAGAAAAAAAUUCAUACAGUGGAUCCAGUUUGGAGAAGACAAGCUGAAAAACUGUGCAGUGACUUCCAGCUGGCUAAUGGAGAGAUGAUCAUCGUAGCAUACCAACCACAAAAACAACUGUUUGCAUGUUGUACUGCCAACGCAAGAGAACACAUGCUGAAAAAUUUCAAGACCUUCAAGGAAUGCUUGCAGUUUUCGCAAAAAGAAACUCCUGUUGUUAAGCAAGCUGUUGAUGUAACACAGGUUGGGAGGUGCUGUCUUUGUUUUGCAAUGUCUGGGAAAAGGGAAAUGAAAGCAUGUAAAAGAGAGGAUGCUGAGUUUGUGUUGGACAUGGAAGUACCAACAGACUCCAGGAUGUGUGUAGACUGCUUUAACAAUGUACAUAAAUAUCAUGACUUCAAGAAAAAGGUUGUUGAAAAACUGCGCCUUCAAAACCUGAAAUUGAAAGAGAACUCAUUUGGACUUGUUUUAGACAAGGAAAUGGACACAGCAGAUUCAAAGAAAACAGACCCUGGAACCAUUCCUGAAAGUCCAAAGAGCAGCAACACAGCACAAGAAACACAGAAAAUCCAUAAUACGAGGGGGAGAAAACUCACUACCUCAGCAAAGCCUGUCAGUCCAAAGAAAUUCAUCACACAAACUUCAAAAGCUAGGACUGCUCAAAGUAUUGAGAAUGUGAAUGCUGUGAAAGACCACAAAUAUGUGAAAAAAAUUCACAAAGAAGAAAUGACGUGUAGUUUUGGUAUAGAUGAUACAGAAGAACCGGAUCCCAGUGAGCAUCAGAAGAAGAAAUCGGGUACAAAACACACUACAAAGGCAAAACACAAGAAUGUUGCCAGUGCACUUCUAGCACAGUCCUUGAAACAGAUUUCUUCUCAGGAAAUUGCAACUAAGGAAAAGAAAACAGAUUCACAGCAAGGAACACUUUCAAAACGGAUUCUGACAAAGGUUCCCCCAAUUUUAUCCAAGAAACAUGCAAACAAGACGUCUGCCAAAUCAGAGACGGCUCCACUGCACAUGUCAUCAGAGAAUGUAAACCAGAUAAGAGAGACAGCUUCCAAAAGCAAGUCUCUUAAAACAGAAACGGUGUCUACAGUUGCAUUGUCAGAAAGUAUGUUCCAGUUGCAAACAAGCACAGCUUCUUCCAGUGUUGUUACACCCAUCAUUAUCUCUAGUACAGAGGCAACAAUUAUCCAAAACUCUGGAUUGUGUAAAAGUGGGACAGCACAAACUUUGACAACACCCACAUUUGUGGGCCCAGUGUCUAGUUCACGUGUGUCUCAUGGUAAAAUGGAGAAGUCGGGCAAUCAAGUCCAAACAAAGGUGGAUGGUCAGGUUGAUGCUCCUCCAAAUGUGAAUUUGAUGCUUGUUGGAACUCCCAACAGGUACUGCCUUAUUCAGCAGCCAACAGACACAAACACUGUUCAGUUAGUAGCAAAUCAGCUACCUGUCCCACAAACUAAUUUGUUGCUUACUUCAAAUCCACUGCUAGCAGGAGUGACUACAAAUUCCUCAAUGACACAAUCUGGAAUAGUUUUAAUGACUCCAAGUCAGGCUAGCUUGCAUACUCCAUAUACAUGUACCACUACAUCCACUGCAUUGAAAAGGAUUUUACCAGCAGCUCCACCAGCAACACAGAACAAAAAUCCUGACACUAGUCACACUACACAGAUAGGCACAGCUUCACAAAUGGAAACUCCUGUCGUGUCAAGUCAUGCAGAAUUGUCGUUACCCAUCUCGACACCUUCCACCACUCUGCCUAAGGUAUUUAUUCUUGCAGCACCCAACUCAAUGUCCUCUAUGCUAAAAGCAAAUAGAACUGGGUUUAUUGUUCCAGUGUCAACCACUCCAAAUUCUACAAUGACAGGAAUUACUUCAAAAGCCCCAUGUAUUGAUACAGUGACCUCCCCUGAUGAUCAUAAAACGGAGGAAAAUCCAGCAUCUCAGCUUUUGCUUUCAUUUAUCAAAAAAGAAUUGCAAACACCUGCUAUAGAAGACAAGAAGAGUAACAUUACAGAUGAUAAAGUUAGUAACAGUAAAGAAGAAGUUCGGGAUAAAAACUUGCCCGAGUCCGGAAAUACUGAAAAGCUUUUGGUUCCACCAAAACAAGAUGAAAAAUCUAAAUCAGAAACAAAAGAUUCUUUAGUGAAGAUUGGCAGUAAAGAGGAAGUUCGGGGUGAAUACUCACCCAAGUUUGGAAAAACUGAAAAGCUUCUGGUUCCACCAAAACAAAAUGAAAGAUCUCAAUCUGAAAUGAAAGGUUCUUUAAUGAAGAUUGGCAGUGCCUUGUAUCAUUUUGUUGUUAAGGAUGGACAGCAGUAUCUUGUACCAAUUUCACAACAGUUGCUUAGUGGACAGGCAAUGAUACCAGCAUCUACUUUACCACAAAGAACUGAGCUUUCGAAAGCCACAAAACUUUCCUCUUGGAAGAAAAGAAAACAUGAAGACAGAAAGGAUUUGAAUGCAGAUUCUGUGAAACAGAUUAAAAUAUCUCUAACUCCAAAUGUGAACACAAAUAUGAAAGAGGUGAAAAUGUCCAAAACUCCAAACGUGAACACAAAUAUAAUGGACACCAGUUUAGUGCCUCAUUCAGAAUCAGAAAGUGAUCCAGAAGAUGAGGAACAGGCAAAUUUAAACAAGCCAGUAACAAGAAUAAAGCAACCAAAAGAGAAAGGAUCUGGGGAUCAUGCUUAUUCAACAAACCAACCAGGUCAUACAACUAGUACAGGGACUGCAAUUGAAACUCCAGCAGAGGAACAAGAAACUAUUACCAACCCUCAAAAGGACACAGACACCGGUACAACAAAGACUUUGAUUCAUCCAGAAGAGGGAGAGCAUGAAUAUUCUACAAAUUCACAGCCUAAUCUAAAUGUCCUCCAAACACAGGUUAAUGAUCAUGGAUAUUCAGUUCUCUUGGAUGAUAUUUCAGCUGUUAGAUGCAACACUUGUUCAUUUACAAGCAUGUAUUGGAAGCCAAUGUCAGAUCAUAUGAGACAUCAUGGGGCCAAGAGGUACUGCAUCAAAUGCAAUGGCUUCUUCCCCAACAAAGUAUUCCCUAAUCACAACUGUAGUAGAAGAUCCACCUUUAGAACUAGAAAACAUAUUUGUAUGAUCUGUUCGCGAUUGGCUGACACUGUUUCUGAUUUAUCCAGACAUUAUAGAGAAAAUCAUGGUACAGAAGUAGAGAAACAAAGCCACUGCUGUUCGCUGUACAGGUCUGUCAGAUCUCAGAAUGUCUUUUCAUGUAGAGGAUGUGCUGCUGUUGAAUAUUCAGAGCAGGCCAUGCUGUUUCAUAUCAAGAAAGUUCACAUUUGUGCACUCCAAGAAAAGAAGAAUCCACAUAGUCAUCUAUUACAGAAAAGGGAUCCGACUUGUGUCUGUCCGGUGUGCUGGUUCCAUUUUCCAGAGAAAGAACAAUUAAAUUAUCACUUUCAAACAUUUCAUGUCAUCAACUACGGCAAUACUCUGGAAUGUAGUUUGUGUGAUGAGCACUUUUACUCUAGUGACGAGCUGUUUGGUCAUUAUACCACCCACAAACCGAACAUCAAGUAUCAGUGUGGAAUCUGCAUUCAGUACAAAGAACCAAUGAAAUCGCUGGAAGAAGUACACAAUCACAGAAACACAGUACAUCCAACAAACAAUUUACUGGCCUUACUGUUAUGUCCAAAACCACAAUGUCAAGAGACUUUUUUUGAAGAUAUCGAUUUGCUUUACCACAUAGUCCAACAUGAGAUAGAAAAUAAAUACAGUCAUACAUGCUCAAAAUGUGAUUUCUGUACCUCUUCAGAGGAUGUUCUGUCGAAGCAUGAAUCAAAAUUCCACUACGAACCUGAUAGAAGGUGUUAUAUAUGCACAAAGCGAUUUGAAAAACCAUCAGAGCUUGUGGAACAUAUCAAAAACCAUGAUAUGGGGCCUGAUUCAACUUCCAGUACAUUUAUAUGUGAUCGUUGUGGUGAGAUGCACACUGACAGGACAAAACACAAGAGACACAUGAGUAAGCACAGAGAAAGAGACCGUCAGCAGCCUCAGACUUGUAAGGUGUGUGGCGAAGUUUACCUCAACAACAGAAAUUUAGCCAAACAUAUGUUUAAAAGCCAUAAAGAUGUUGAACAUGAUCUGCUGCCAAGUAAAUACCCUUGUGCAUACUGCGACUACAUAAGUUUAAAUCGUUUCGAUUUCCGUCGUCACAUGUCAUCUCAUAAGAAAGUGAAACCUUUCAUGUGCAAAAUUUGUGAGAAGAGCUUUGGCAAUAAAAAAGAUCUUGGGAGGCAUGUAAAGUUUCACAAGGAAGGACGAGGAAGCAAGAAAUUCAGGUGCUUUGCAUGUCACAUUGAUAGAGAUACUACUAGAAUGAAGACUCACCUGCAUACUGAAGGCCAUAAUAUGAAUUGUAAAUUGGCAGGCAUAGAUGUCCAAGAUUACAAUGAUGACCUGUUGAAGGUGAUUCCAGGCAAAUUAGAGGCUCUAAGACUGCCUGUAAAAUCUAGAUUUGCAAUGAAUUAUUUUGACCAAUGUCGGAAAGUCCAUGAGAAGCACUGUGAGAGAGCAGCAAAUCUUAUUACUGAAGAAAAGUCCUAUACAGUUUUAACUCCAGAGGGUACUGAGAUUCAAAUUGAUAUGCCGUCGAGAAAUCCCAAGUGUGAGGAGUGUGGAUUGUUGUUUAAGACUGCUGAUAACCUAGAGGAGCACAACGAACAUGUCCGACUCCUGAAUAACGCUUCCACAAGAAACGAAUAUAUCUGCAAGGUUUGUAACAUUCAUCUGUUCGACAAAAUAGGCGUGGCCAAGCAUGUCACCUCGGAGGAGCACAUUGAAAAGUGUCGCAGUCAAGAGAUUAACCCUGAAGACAUGUUGAUGCGAUAUAACAUACCCAAAGAGACAUACUCAAAGAAGAGAAAAGACUUUUCAGUAACUGGAUAUAGAUGCAAGAUAUGUGAUGUGUUUUUCCCCACAAAGAUGAGCAAGGUUAUUCACAUUGAGAAGGAAAUUCACGUCCAGAAAUGCCGAGAGCUUGGGUUAGAUCCUGCUGGUGAUCAUUUUGAAGACUCUAGUACAGACAAAAAGAAAAAGGAGAAGUCCAAGAAAGGAAAUCAAAACGUCAUCAUGAACAGAAUUGAAAAAGCAAUGAAGAAGAAGAAACUGCAACAUGCCACCAUAGAUCUCUUGGGAGUUCAAGUGCCAAGAAAUCUUUCGUUUAGUUGUCUCGUGUGCAGUGUGAUAUUACAAAACAGGACUCAAGGCAUCGAUCAUCUCAACACACCAAUGCACAUAACAAACUGUGUCAGUAAAGGAAUUAAAUCUGCUGCUUGUAAUCUCAAAGUAAGGGCAUCUGAUGUCCCUGGUGUGGUUGGCAAGUCAAUAUCAGAACUACUGGGAAUCGCAUCAGAUGCCGUUUUCCCCCUUUCUGAAACUGAAAAAACUGUUUACAUGCGCCAAAUACGGGAGUCAGAAACGACAAAGACUCCAUCAAACACUUCAAACGUUACGUACCGGGUCGUGAAAAUUAAACCUCAGUCUGUAGAUCCUCUUGUCGUAGCAACAGAAUGGUCUGACCCCAACUCGGAGACACCUCAACAAUCAUGUACCUUAGCAACAAGCAUGUCCCCAUACGUCACUGGGGUACCUUCCACUUCAUACAAAUCACAAGAAUCUCAUUCGGAAUCGAACUCUGUGCUUUUUGACAACACAGUAUUGAUGGAUCAAAAGCAUGCAGUAUCCACAUCAACUGUGUCGCUUACAAGUAGUAUUCUAAACGUACCAAAGGACACGGAGGAAAAUCCAUUGAGAUAUCAAAUCAUUCUGCAUCCAGCCAACAAUCAAAUACAACAGACAAUUGUUGAAAGUGAACCAGAAAUGGCAGUAAGCCAGAUUUUGUUUCAUGAUGAGAACGUUGUCGAGAUAUCAGAGAACAUGGAAUUUUCCGAUAUCAAUGCAAAUGCGUUAGGUCAUUCACAAUAAGUAGUCUAGAACUCCAUUUGCAAUUUAUGUUAUUGUUACAUGUGUUAGGCGUUUGUUUUAAAAUGUUGUUUAAGAUCGUUUCUAUUACAAGUGAUGAUAAAAUUUGUUUGAUUUAAAAAAAAAAAUUGUAUCUCAUGCUGCAAGUUAAAAAGACAUUGAUAAGUAUAUGAUUAAAGCACUUAACAUUUCAUAUGCUUCUA
Molecule: messenger RNA, 6319 nt
Organism: Ostrea edulis (European flat oyster)
Lineage: Eukaryota; Metazoa; Mollusca; Bivalvia; Ostreida; Ostreidae
Exons: 9
Coding region: 144-6119 (1991 amino acids)
Biological process (GO): regulation of transcription by RNA polymerase II
Cellular component (GO): nucleus
Molecular function (GO): zinc ion binding; RNA polymerase II transcription regulatory region sequence-specific DNA binding; DNA-binding transcription factor activity, RNA polymerase II-specific
Source: RefSeq, a predicted model, not a curated record